GUUUUCCAAACGUUCAGAUACGUCACCUCUGUGACUGGGGUCUGCCAUCCCAAACAAUUCAUGAAAGACUGCACAGGACUGGAUAAAUAAUUAAGAACAGUGUGUUCUAAACGUCAACACGAAGGGCAAGAGCCUUAGGCUGAAGGGGCUGUGGAUUAUUUACUCUGAAGAAGCUCCUGUGUGGACAGGAAAGCGCUGACAGGUCAAAUGGACCCCGUGGAACUGAGAAAUGUCAAUAUCGAGCCUGAGGACGAGAGCAGCAGUGGAGAAAGUAUUUCAGACAGCUACCUGAGGGUGGGAAACUCUGAAAAAGCCGCCAUGAGCAGUCAAUUUGCUAAUGAAGAUGCCGAAAGUCAGAGGUUCCUAACGAAUGGAUUUCUGGGGAAGAAAAAGUUGGCCGAUUACGGGGAUGAACACCACCCUGGAACGACUUCCUUUGGAAUGUCCUCCUUCAACCUGAGUAACGCCAUCAUGGGCAGUGGGAUCUUGGGCUUGUCCUAUGCCAUGGCCAACACAGGGAUCAUCCUUUUUAUAAUCAUGUUGCUUACUGUGGCAAUAUUAUCACUUUAUUCGGUUCACCUUCUCUUAAAGACAGCCAAGGAAGGAGGGUCUUUAAUUUAUGAAAAAUUAGGGGAAAAGGCAUUUGGAUGGCCCGGGAAAAUUGGAGCCUUUAUCUCUAUUACAAUGCAGAAUAUUGGAGCAAUGUCAAGCUACCUCUUCAUCAUUAAAUAUGAGCUACCUGAAGUAAUCAGAGCAUUCAUGGGACUCGAAGAAAACACUGGGGAGUGGUACCUCAAUGGCAACUACCUCGUGAUAUUUGUGUCUGUAGGAGUUAUCCUUCCACUCUCUCUCCUUAAAAAUUUAGGUUACCUUGGCUAUACCAGUGGAUUUUCCCUGACGUGCAUGGUGUUUUUUGUCAGUGUGGUGAUUUACAAAAAAUUUCAAAUACCCUGCCCACUGCCUGUGCUGGAUCACAGUGUUGGAAACGUGACGUUCAACAGCACACUUCCAAUGCACGUGAUUAUGUUGCCCAAUAACUCAGAGAGCAUGGGUGUGAACUUCAUGAUGGACUAUACUCACCGAAACCCUGCAGGGCAGGAUGAGAACCAGGCCACAGGCCCUCUUCACAGCAGUGGAGUGGAGUACGAAGUCCACACUGGUGACAAGUGUCAACCCAAAUACUUUGUAUUCAAUUCCCGGACCGCCUAUGCGAUCCCAAUCCUAGCAUUUGCUUUUGUCUGCCAUCCUGAGGUCCUUCCCAUCUACAGUGAACUUAAAGAUCGGUCCCGAAGAAAGAUGCAGACAGUGUCCAAUAUUUCCAUCACAGGAAUGCUUGUCAUGUAUCUGCUUGCUGCUCUUUUUGGCUACCUAACUUUCUAUGGGGAAGUUGAAGAUGAGUUACUCCAUGCUUACAGCAAAGUCUACACAUUUGAUACCCCUCUGCUCAUGGUACGCGUGGCAGUCCUAGUGGCAGUGACACUAACUGUGCCCAUUGUCCUCUUCCCAAUUCGGACCUCAGUGAUCACGCUGCUGUUUCCCAAAAGACCCUUCAGCUGGGUAAAGCACUUCCUGAUCGCUGCCGUGAUCAUUGCACUCAACAAUGUCCUGGUCAUCCUUGUACCCACCAUCAAAUACAUCUUUGGAUUCAUAGGGGCUUCAUCUGCCACCAUGCUGAUUUUCAUCCUUCCAGCAGCCUUUUAUCUCAAACUUGUCAAGAAGGAACCUCUUAGGUCACCCCAAAAGGUUGGGGCAUUGGUCUUCCUUGUGACUGGAAUCAUCUUCAUGAUGGGAAGCAUGGCGCUCAUUAUAAUCGACUGGAUUUACAACCCUCCAAAUCCCAAGCACCACUAACCUGAGGGAAAGCUUUCCAUUGGAAAUGGCUGAAAUUAUGCUUCAGAGGACUUUUAUCUUCCUUGAUUGGGAUGGCCUUCAUAGGAAAUAACGAGAAGAUUCCAGAGACAAUUCCUAGUUCCAUUGCCUGACACCUGUGGAAGAGAAAAUUAUGGGUUUGGUCGGGAAUGGUGAAUGAUGCAUUAAAAAUCUGUGGCGCACAUUUCAAACCAGGCGUGUUUUGCAGUUGUGCAAGCAGAAUCUCAUUGGCUGCAUGUCUUGGUCAGCAGAAAAUAUAUAGUGCCCCUGUUGUUUACUCUCUACACUUCACCACCCCAGAUUAACAAACCAGUGUGUUCUCAGAACAUCAAGCAAAAAUGCUCCAGUGGUAAAGCCAUUGUCACUUAUGGCCAUCUCCCAUCCUGCAGCAACACUAAGGGUCUACUGACUGAGGCAGGCAUGUAUCAUGGGAAUUAUUCCUGUAAGAUACAUGAAUGACAGAUACUAGUCUAGAGUACUUCAUUUCAAUACUAAAAGUGUAGUCUGCUCAACUUGCUUAUUACACUGAAUUAGUGUCAAUUUUUUUUAUGGUAAAUGCUAAAACAUCUCACUAAACAGGGGUGGUAUGGUAUUUAAUUAUCAAGAAACAACAACAGAAUAAUGCUUUUAGCUAAACUGCCUAAUGAGACAGCGCCUGUUUUUCCAUGUUGUUCCUGGCAUUUUUGUCACACGUUUGUCUUUGAACAAGGCUUUCCCCUCUUGUCUUCCAUUCUCAUGGAUAAUUUUCAGAAGACCAUAAUUCAUGUGGAGACACUACCCAGUAUUGUUUGGCACAAUUUUAUUUGAUUAAACCUUCAGUGUAAGAAACUGUGAUUGUGCUAUAUAUUUGUGUAUAUAAUUUCAUUCUGUAGUUGCCAGAAUGUUGACAUAUGGUACAUUGGAUUUUCAUUUUAUACAUAUGUAGUUUUCUUCCUUCACAGUCAAAACAUUUAUAUUAUCAGGUUGGGACACGGAAUUAAGCUGGUGGGCUCAAAAAUCCAUGUGUAUGUAUGUAUCUGUCCACUGGAGACAUCUAAAAAUUAAACCCAAAGUUGUACAUAGUUCAGAUAUGCUCUUCACUGUUUACAACACUGUAAUCAUCUAUAGGAAGGUAGCAAAAAGAGGGGCUCCCCAUUUGUAAAUAAUUUUCAAUACUAGCACCGACCUUUGAGUUUAGCAUGUCUAGAAUGGACUCUGCUACUUUUAGCUCGCAUGGGAAUUUGCUGACAUCCAUCUGUCAUUAAUGUCAAGUGGUUAGAAAUAACUCACAAACAUGACAAUGAAACACAGUGUACCAUUCCUGUUCACAUUCAUAGAUACUUACAUGGGAUGAAGUUCAGCUGCUACUCACUGCCUAGAAUGUUCAGCAUUCACUACUAUUUUUUUUUUUCAAUUAUUUGUUGUGUACUCUACAUUUCAGUAUAACUAAGUAUGAAAUAAUGUAUCAUGCAGAUAAUAAGUAUGAAAUAAUGUAUCAUGCAGAUAAUGACCAUAUUGUCAUACUACAACAGUUUUUCUGAGGUGUGCCUAAAAGUAUAUAUUGGUUUUAUGUAUCAUUAUGGUAUGCCUUGUGAUAGAAAUUGAGCAUUACUAGAAAUUAUCAUAACUUUUUAGUUAUUAUGAUUUGCAAGAAAAAAAAAUCACCAACAGCAUCUUUAAGAUGCCUUUCCAUUUUCAUUCACCCAACAAAUACACCAAGAUAGAAAGUGGAAAAGGGAUGUUGCAAAUACUAAAUAUGUUUAGUCUGAACAUAUUUCAAUGUAAAUAUAAAAGAUUAAUCCAAAACUAUUGGAAAACUGUAAAAUCUGUACAUAUUUGAGUAUUUUACAUUGAAUGACUAACUUGAAAGUAUCCACAUUUGUAAUUAUACAAAUAGUCAAUAGCAAUAGAACAGUGCCAAAGACGACACAUCGCACCGUUCUUUCGCGUGGCCAUUUUCAGGGUUAGGGUUUGCACAAGCUGCAGGGCAGAUUUGCAGAGUACCUUGUUCUGGCAAAUUUAACCCAUUUGUAAACAGAUACAAAUUUUAUUUUCUUAUAUCAUUUAUAAGGUGGUUCAAUGUAAUGGGAAGAUUUUUUUUUAUUAUAGAGACUGUAUAUUGGUAUAUAAUAAAUGAACUUUUCAAAUGA
Phodopus roborovskii (desert hamster) is the source of this 3998-nucleotide messenger RNA. RefSeq names its product solute carrier family 38 member 4 (gene Slc38a4). Gene Ontology annotation, biological process: amino acid transmembrane transport. NCBI's taxonomy places the organism in Eukaryota, Metazoa, Chordata, Mammalia, Rodentia, Cricetidae. The record is from RefSeq and is a predicted model, not a curated record. The transcript is spliced from 16 exons. Bases 208 to 1851 code for a protein of 547 amino acids. Gene Ontology annotation, molecular function: amino acid transmembrane transporter activity.